AUGCAUUCUCGACUGGUCAUCUCAAGCCUUAUACUAUUUCUAACAGAUGCUGCAGUUUCUAAUCUACAUGUGAGCGGAGUGGUGGGUCAGCCUGCCACACUACCUUGCACCUAUGCAGUGUCUGGUGGAGAAGUCACAUCCAUGUGCUGGGGCCGAGGAGUGUGUCCUGUAUUUAAGUGCUCAGAUGAAAUUGUAUGGACUGAUGGGUCCCGUAUCACCUUUCAGAAGCACAAUCGUUAUAAGCUAAGAGGGCAUAUUUUGAAAGGGGAUGUCUCUUUAACUAUAGAGAAUGCCACUGAGGCUGACGGUGGCUUGUAUUGUUGCCGUGUUGAGCACAGGGGGUGGUUCAAUGACAUGAAAGUUGUCCUAUCAUUGGAGAUGAAACCAGCCACAGAAACGGGUGCUCCAACGUCACCAAACAUCUCUACCUCUGCUUCCCCAGCGCCAUCACCUAUGCAGACCCACACACCAGCAGCAACAUCGCCUUCUCCAGCUCAGCCAUCAGAAACCCAGCCCACAACACUGCAAGAAAGAAGGGCGCAACCCACCAGUUCACCGUUUUACUCUUAUGCAACAGAUGGGAAUGGCACUGUGACACAGUCUGCGGAUGGCCUUUGGCAUAACAAUCAAACUCAACUGUCCCCAACACAAAAGCCACGGACCACCACCACCACCACCAACAAGGGACUCUACAUUGGAAUGUCUCUUUUUGCAGUGAUGUUGCUUGCUCUCCUGGUUGUCAUCAUUACCAAAAAGUGUUUCUACAACAAGGACAAGAUGGCACAACUAAGUAUGGUUUCAUUGAAUGACUCUAAAAUUGGAGCUUUGCAAAAUGCGGCUGAAAGGCGAGUCCCUCCAGAAGACAACAUCUACAUUAUUGAUGACAAUGUUUAUGUCGUGGAUUAA
Otolemur garnettii (small-eared galago) is the source of this 906-nucleotide messenger RNA. RefSeq names its product hepatitis A virus cellular receptor 1 (gene HAVCR1). The coding region runs from base 1 to 906 and encodes 301 amino acids. Gene Ontology annotation, biological process: phagocytosis, engulfment; positive regulation of mast cell activation. The record is from RefSeq and is a predicted model, not a curated record. Gene Ontology annotation, molecular function: phosphatidylserine binding; virus receptor activity. The transcript is spliced from 8 exons. Gene Ontology annotation, cellular component: cell surface. NCBI's taxonomy places the organism in Eukaryota, Metazoa, Chordata, Mammalia, Primates, Galagidae.